This is a messenger RNA of Phymastichus coffea, 1714 nucleotides long. RefSeq names its product G patch domain-containing protein 4. Bases 175 to 1488 code for a protein of 437 amino acids. NCBI's taxonomy places the organism in Eukaryota, Metazoa, Arthropoda, Insecta, Hymenoptera, Eulophidae. Gene Ontology annotation, molecular function: nucleic acid binding. Gene Ontology annotation, biological process: regulation of ribosome biogenesis. Gene Ontology annotation, cellular component: nucleolus. The record is from RefSeq and is a predicted model, not a curated record. The transcript is spliced from 2 exons.
CACGAGGUGAGGUGACGCUACGCAAUUCGGCUGCUUUGUUAAUAUCCAUUGUCAUUGUCGAUUUUGUUGAUCAAAUGUCAAUCUAUUGUCGAUUCUUUUUAGAACUGUUCUUAGAUUAAAAGUGAUAUAAAAUUAUCAACUAAUUUUUUCAUUGCUGAUGAUAUAAACCAAAAUAUGUCAAGCUUUGGAAAAGCACAACUGUUAAAAUAUGGAUGGACUGAAGGUAAAGGUCUUGGAAAAGACGAAAAUGGCAUUGCAGAAGCUUUGAAACCGAAACUAAAGUUUGACACUAGUGGAAUUGGACACAAAGAUACAGAUUUUCAAUGGUGGACUUCUGUUUACGAUAAAGCCCUAAAAAAUGUUGUAUCAGAAAAUGAUGCUGAAAAGGUUUCUGUAAAGGUUUUGAAAGAAAAUGCUUUCAAUAUUUCGUCUACUCAAUCUGGACUAGAAGUAUCUGAAAAGAAAAUUGUACUUCAAUAUGGAAAUUUUAUGAAAGUUUCAACUUUGAAAGACGGAAGUUUAAUCAGAGAUCAAAAUUGUCAAGCAAUUGAAGAAGAUAAGCCAGAAGAUGUGUUAUUCACUCAAAUAUCUGAUGAAGAACUUUUCAAGGCAUGUGGAGGGAGAACUGCACAUAAAGGAGCUAGACAUGGUUUGAAAUUAAGUGGUAAACUUGCCAGAAUAGCUGAGCAAGAAAAAAAACUACUUGCUGGAGAUUUUUUAAAGUCAACUGAAAUUUCUUCAGAUGAUAAAUUAAAAUUAAAAAAAGCAAAGAAAAGGAAAAUGGUCAUGGAUGUAGAUCAGAUAUUAUUAAAUACAAUUGUUGACAAAGUUUCCGAUGAUGAAGACAAUAUAAUACCUCCUAUUCCUAAUCAAAUAACAGAUGAACGCAAAUUAUCAAAGAAAAGUUGUAAAAAAUUGAAUAGAAAAGUAAAUGAUUUGUCCCAUCAACUAAGUAAAUCUUCAUUAUUAGAAAACAAUGACCAAGGUAGUAAUAAUGACAAGACAAAAGAGCAAUUUUUAGAUAAACUAUCUAAGAAAAGUAUUAAAAAAUUAAAACGAAAAGUCAAUAAAUUAUCCAACAUGCCACAGGUUGAUGUAAUCGAUGAUCAAUUGAACAAAUUAUACUUACUAAAUAAAACUGAUUACGAUGAACAUAAUAAUGAAGAUGAAUGUGAACAAUCUAAAAAAGUUAAAAAAAAACACAAAAAGAAAAGACGUAAACAAAAAUUAGACGAAUAUAAUGCUUGCAAUAAUGUGAAUAAUAUUCAAUUAGAUAGUGACAUUAUGCAACCAUGUCUUAAAAAGUUUAAAAAGCAUUGUAAGGAUUUACCAGAGUCUUCAAAUACAAACACAGAAAACAAUGGAAUAGAAACCGAUUGGGAAAGACAAAAUUCGAAAUACUCUUUCUGCAUUUGGCGAAAUUCUAAAAUCAAAGCAAAAAAAUUAAAGAAAUAUGAAAAGAAAAAAAAGAAUAAAUUAGUUAGUUGAGUAUAAAAUAUACUGGAUUUAAAAUUGAUGAAUUUAUAAUUAAUUUAGUUUAAUUUAGUGUAACCAAAUGAUUUAUUGCAUUUGCAUGUCAGUUAUUAAGUGAAUUUGUAAUCAAAUAUAUAUGCGUGCAUAAUUUGAAGAAUUUUUAUAUAAAUGUCAGUAGAAAGCUUGAAGUUUGUACAUAUUGAUGUAAUUUAAUUGGAUAAAUGAAUAAUAUCAGCUGUAA